Molecule: messenger RNA, 1888 nt
Organism: Ixodes scapularis (black-legged tick)
Lineage: Eukaryota; Metazoa; Arthropoda; Arachnida; Ixodida; Ixodidae
Gene: Arp10
Product: actin-related protein 10
Exons: 13
Coding region: 140-1354 (404 amino acids)
Biological process (GO): retrograde axonal transport of mitochondrion
Source: RefSeq, a predicted model, not a curated record
UGCUCCAAUCGUCGAAGAAUAUGGCGGCUGUCGCGUUUGGUGUUUUUGGGGUGUGAUCUUGUGUUAGCAUUCAAGUGGUGAGGUUUUUGUUUUAGAGUAAUUUUUUUAAAUGCUGUAACCUCUUGCGGUCACAGUGGUCAUGCCAGUCUACGAAGGAAUCAGUAUAGUCGCCGAAAAGAACUCGAUAAUUUUCGAUUUUGGCCGAGCUUAUACCAAGUGUGGAUACGCACGUGAACCUAGUCCGAGAUGGAUCGUGCCAAGCAGUGUCCCUAUCCCCAAUACGGAUCAGGUUCAAGGCAUAUGGAACUACUGGGGCCAAGAAGAUCUUACUGCGAUGUUGAAGGACUUUUUCUACACACUCUAUUUCAAGUACCUCUCCGUGAAUCCGAAGGAUCGCCGAGUGGUGGUGGCGGAGUCUGUCCUGUGCCCCACAUUGUUCCGAAACACGGUUGCACAGGUGCUCUUCGAGCACUUUGAGGUUCCAGCGAUAGUCUUUGUUCCUUCCCACCUGAUGGCGCUGUACACGCUCGGCAUCAACACGGCCCUCGUUUUGGACUCCGGAUACUACGAGAGCGUUGCUCUGCCCAUCUACGAGGGUGUCUGCAUCCUCAGUGCUUGGCAGGCCAUCCCCCUUGGUGGCUUGGCCAUCCACAGGAGGAUCGAGGUGGAGCUGAUGGAGUCGGCCAAAGUGAGCGGACCAACCCCUGGAGACUUCACUCUCGGAGAAAUCUUGUCCGAGCCUAUGAAAGAGAGUGUUCUGGAAGAUGUUAAAGUGCGCACCUGCUUUGUGACUAAAAUGGACCGGGGACAUCAACUACAAGUCUGGGGUUUCGCUCGGAGCCACGGAGCUGAGAACGUUCCGGAGCCGCCCAAGCCUCCGCCGGAUGUCCAGUACCCGCUAGAAGGGGACAAGAUCCUCACCAUUCCGGGAUUCGUAAGAGAGUAUGCAGCCGAGAUACUUUUUGAGCUGGACGGAGACAUGAAGUCCAUUGCCACGCUUCUUCUGGAUUCCAUCCUGAAGGCUCCAAUGGACGCGAGGAAGGCGCUGUCGCAGAACAUUGUGGUCAUGGGCGGUACGUCCAUGAUGCCCGGCUUCAAGCACCGGCUGGCGGUGGAGCUCAAGCAGCUGGUUAGGGACCCCACGUACGCCCGCAAGAUGAACCUCAGUUCCUUCCUGUUCCACUCACCCCCCUGCAAGGAGAACUACACUGCCUGGCUCGGAGCGUCCAUCUACGGAGCCACGGAUGCGGUGCACAGCCAGUGCAUCACGAGGGACCAGUUUCAGCAGAAUGGCUGUCACAUUCCGGACUGGUCGGACCAAGCAUGGCACGCGGCGUCCGGGAAGUCUGUGUGACCAGAGCCUCUUGGUCACUGGACGCUGGGGUGUGGCCGAGGCCACCUAGGAGACAAGGCCUGCUCGUUACGUCAUCGUUAAUGAAUCCCCGAGCUACGAACACGCUGAAGCUCGACCAGAGCGGCUGACGCGUGCUUCUUGGCAUCGCCGCGUGAAAGCGUCGCCAUCGUUAUGAGACGCUGCAAGACGCGUUGGCGUAAGGGACUUGAUGCUGGCGGCGACGCUGAAGCGAACUCUACAGCGCUGCGUGGAACCACUAGUGGGGACGUUUUGGGGAAAGGCCUUGCCUUCUAGGUGGUAUCGGUGUGGUCCGCCUCUUGUCCGCUGGAACAGCAGGAAGACUGCCCGGCUCCUCAAGUCCUGCCAGACCUCGGGCUCUUCAACGGACACUGAGAGUUUUACGAGCCUUUUAAUUUAUUCCAUUUUUAUUUCUGCUGUGAAGAAUGGAGGUGUUCUUUGUUUUCUCUCUGUUUUCUGCAGCUGUGUUGUGGGGUGAGUGCUGUGAAAGGGAAUAAAAUCGAUUUUAUUUGACCA